GCUUCUUGAAGACAUAUAUACGUCAUUCCUCACUUUCAAUAAUAGUGCAUAUCAACGUGACUUCCCUGAACGUAAUACGUAAGUACCUGGUCCACAUUUAACGGACGGACAUUCUUUUCUGAAGUUAUCGGACCCAUCAACCGCUGUAAAAUUGCAGAACCGCGAGCUUCACUUUUCUUAUGCUUAUGCUUGCGUCUUUUUCACUUUGGUGUUCGUCUUGCACCCCUUAUAUUCGCCUUGUCUAAGCAUCUGAUCCAGAUGAAGCUUCGAUCUUUUAUUAUUUUCUUCCACAUCGAGGGAUUCACGAAAACCAUCCUCAAACUCUCUCUCCUGGAGCAAAAAUUAAACCUAGAUUAUAACGGCUCUAACAAGUAACAAGUAAAAUCAGGGCACUAUAAAGAACAAGUAAAUUAGGGUUUUAUGAUUACCAAAAAAUAGGGUUUUAAAUCUUAUAAUAAUAUUGUAAAAUGUAAUGGGCCUGCGGCCCAUUUAUGGAUGGUAAAUGCAUGCAACGGGGUAAUGUCUACGUCAGUCUUCAGCUUUUCCGAACCUUUUCUUAUGACCGUUCGAUUUGGUUUCUUUAAGAAUCAAUGGUUCCAAGUAUAAAAUGAAUAAAUUUGUUAUAAACGUGUGGAGUGGAGAGUGAUAAUUAAUUACAAGAACACAAAACCAAAUCUCCCUACUCACGGAAUCUGAUACCUGAGUGGAGCAAAGCUUUACUUCAAGUAUUAUCAACCUCCUUUACGAUUCUGUGAUACUUGUUUAAUCUCUUUCUUUUGUCUCGUUCUGGUUAAGUAAAGAAUCUGUUUCUUGCUUUGAAAGCAAUAUGGAUGUUUAAAGUUUUCUUGUUCUUGUUUAAUGCUAAACCAAAAAAAUAACCAAAUGAGGAUGAUGAUGACGAAUGUGUUUAGCCGAAUUGAUCUUUCGAGUUUCGUUACAGGUACAACAGAACAUACGUGGCAACCAACAAUGUCUGCAGAGACAAACAUCCCAAGUUACUGGCUUAACUGGAGAUUCUUUGUCUGCGCAGUCUUCAUCUUAACGUCCCUGUUCCUAUCUUUUUUCCUAAUUUGGAAAUACGAAGGACCUAUAAAACGCAAGGCUGGUGAUCAAAGGGAACCAAUAGGAGUUGUAUACGAUGAUGAAACUUGGAAUACUUGCGUGGCAAGGAUUCAUCCGAAUUGGCUUUUAGGUUUUCGAGUUUUCUGUUUUGUUGUUCUUCUGGGACUCAUCUCUGGUAAUGCCAUUGCUGAAGGAUCCAGCAUCUUCAUCUUCUACACACAAUUGACUUUCAUAUUGGUCACAAUCUACUUUGGGCUUGGAGCCUUGUUGUCCAUAUACAGAUAUAAGUCUGGUGAGAACUGUCUGAACGGAGUCAGUACUGUUGAUGAAGAGCUAGGGUCAUAUAGACCUCCCAGGAAUGGCGAAAAUUCGAAUGUGUUUAAAUCUUCAAACGGACACGAGAGACAUAACACGUCUACACGUCAAGUUGCAUCUACAAUGGGUUACAUCCAUCAGGCUCUUUUUCAAACUUGUGCUGGAGCUGUAUUGCUCACAGAUGGUGUGUUUUGGUUCAUUAUCUACCCUUUUCUCACAUCCAAAGAUUUUAGUCUCAAUUUUUUCAUUGUGGUUAUGCACUCGGUCAACGCUGUCUUCCUCCUCGGUGAAACUUUCUUGAACUCUCUGCGAUUCCCAUUGUUCAGGAUUUCAUAUUUUGUUGUAUGGACCGGGGUAUUCGUGCUAUUCCAAUGGAUUGUUCAUGCUUGUGUCUCCUUCUGGUGGCCAUACCCAUUCUUGGAUUUGUCAUCACCCUAUGCCCCUUUAUGGUAUGCUGCUGUUGGGUUGAUGCACUUACCAUGCUUUGGAUUAUUUGCUUUGAUCGUGAAGUUGAAGUACUUGUGGCUCUCAAAUGUUUCUCAGAUGAACCAUAUAGUAUUAGAUAGCAUAUAGAUACUUAAAAGCUUAUAUAUAGUAUAUAGUACAUAGUACAAAGUACAAAGUUCGCUCUUAAUGACAAGUACAGGUUCACUCUCCUGCCUUCUUUAUCAACUUUUUUUUUGUAAAUAAUGACAUUAAAAUCACCAUGAGGGCUUGAUUAGUUUUGCAAACCACUGUUGAACAAAGUAAAGACGAUGUCCAUAUCAGCCUUCUUCAUGCACAAUCCAAUCUCUACGCCACCUGAAUCAUCACGUUUCUCCGCCAUUGAGAUCCCGUCUCCUCUAAUGGAGACAACGUCAACCUUAACCGGUCUUCCCCACCCGAAAUCCGACUCGUAUACUCCGAACCGGUUUGACAUGGCCACCGACCCAAUCUGCGAGCUCUCACCAAUGGAAUCGAACCCAAUCUUGAACUCUUCCGCCACCGUCUCUAUCUUUCUCGAACCCAGGCCUUUCACCAAACCGCCGCGACGAAUCCUCUCUCCCCGGAAAAAUCAUCCGCCUCAUUAGCCAUGGUAGAUCGAAGAAAGUCAAUGGGAUUGUGAGCGAGUGAGCCGAGUUUAGGACCGAGUCCGAGUCAGGAGCGGGGGUGACUCGGGCAACCUCGACGACGUGUAGUGUCAUUGCCUCAUUGGUGAAGAACAAGGUAGAGAUUGCCAAAUGAGAUUUAAAUCGAAACACAACACUUUAAUAUAAAACAGCUGCCGAGUUUGAAAAUGUGCUGUACAAGUAAUAAUAAAAAAUGAGAUGUUCAGAUCACGACC
Molecule: messenger RNA, 2701 nt
Organism: Brassica napus (rape)
Lineage: Eukaryota; Viridiplantae; Streptophyta; Magnoliopsida; Brassicales; Brassicaceae
Exons: 8
Coding region: 859-1950 (363 amino acids)
Cellular component (GO): membrane
Source: RefSeq, a predicted model, not a curated record